AUGAACAACGAUGCUCAUAAUCAAGUCCCGGUACACCCACCGCCAUACUCGGAAGCCCAACCAUUGCGCCGAGAAGAAUGGGAGGAUUGGGAGGAUGAUGAGCCCAUCACACCCAUUGACGCUGGGGAGCAAGUCUCUCCAGCUCCGCCGAAUGUGUCUACUCGAAACUCCAAACCCUCAACGCGACGUGCAUCCAGAGCUUCUGCUGCAAGAAUUGUCCGAGUCAAAUCACGCCAGAGACAGAAGGUCCAGAAUGCCAAGGCAGGCAUCAAGCUUAUCACAGACAUGUCAACGUUUCGCCGCCAGAACUAUAUGCCAACGCCGGUAGGACGAGCUGGGAAAUUUGUAGACGCUGCUGCUCUAAAGGCAUUGGAGGGAGAGCCGACAUCGGCUUCAGUAGGAAAUUGGAAUUGGUUCAAGAAAAGCAAGGACCAAAGCCCAGCAACUGCUUCGCCGCUGUCAUCAGCCCAGCCAGCUCAAUCAGCACGUACACCGGACAAUAAGCUCUCGCCGGAUGACAGACCCAUCGUCAUUGGCCUGGCCCUCUCAUCUGAGGAAGCGGGCAACUCUUCCCGGUAUGACGCCGCUCCAACACCCAUUGAAGCUCCAGCACAGCCCUAUUUGCCUCGAAACCCUUCUCAUUCAAACCUGUCUCCAUUUCCAGUUCAGCAGAAGUCAGUGUGGUCACCUGAUACCCCUGAUACCGUUUCCUCAUUCAGCACCAUUCGAUACGCCUCAAGUAUCUAUUCGCAGUUUCCAUCUCCCGGCACGACAACGGCCGUCAAUGUCCCACCCGUGCCGGCGGUUCCAGCAAACUUCAAGAAGUCAGCUCAUCAGAGGCUCAUCAGCCUGGAACUCGGAGGCAGAACCCCCGAUGACUCUGACGGCGGUACGCCAUGCACACUGUUUGAAGAAGAUGGCACUUCAAGCCCACACAAACAAGCAAGGGGGAAGACAUCAGCACUGACGCCCGAUAGUGCUGCAUCCAAGUCCCGUGGCUGGUGGGAUCAUCAUGUUGUCACACCUUUUAUGGAGAACAGACUGACAUUCACCACCAGUCCAAAGGUGUAUACUGACUCACCAAAGACUAUCCGAGGGGAUGAAUGGUGGAACAAGCAGGGGACCAAGCCUUCGCAAGGAGAAUAUCUUACACCGAGCUUGGCUCCUAGCUCUUUUCAAACACCAAUUGUCAAAGAACCGACGCCACGUAGGACACCAUCCCCCCGUUUUGAGCACACCCAAGAGAGCGAAUCUGGUCCUUCGACUGCAAGGGCAUCCCCCGUUCCUGAAACCAUAUCCAUUUCAGAAAAACCACAAAUACUUGUGACCGAGGAGGAAGAAAGUGCCGGGGAACAGCUGCCUGCAUAUUCGCCUCCCGAAAAGAAGAGCCAGCCUGUUCCAGUAAGGUAUAGGGCUGUUUUCCCGCCUGGACACCCACUUCAAAGCCAGUUCCCCCCCUCGCCCGGUCCUGUAUCUCCUGGUCUCUCCUCCACCAUGUCAUCCCAACGAGCUGAGCAACUAACUGAUAUUCCACUUACUCCGGCCCCGCGAGACAACCUGCGUCUCUCUCAAAUGCCUCUCCCAACACGGCCGCUGGGAACAUCUGCACCCCGCGAAUACUCCCAUGGCGAAGCCGAACACGCCACCAAACAGGAGCGUCAAAGAAGACGAAACGAGAAGGAAGAGGCUGUUGCUCGGCGCCUUGGUGGCUUCUGGAGAGGGCGAGGAUGUAUCCCAGAGAGGGGUUGCUUUGGUCGGACUGGACGCGAGGGUCGACAGCGCCGUCGUGUCUGGAUGAUUAUUCUAGGAGUUCUUCUUGCCGUUAUUAUUCUUUCGAUCACUUUGGGCGUUAUCCUGACACGCCCCAAGCAUUCACAGGAGGUGCCAUCAAUCUGGGUCAACUUGACGGAUUUCCCACCCAUGCCAACCGGAGACUUGACAAUCGUUGGACCGGACAAUACCGCCGCAAAGAGUGGCUGCACUGAACCCUCCACCUUGUGGAGUUGUUCUCUGCCAAAGGAACAACAUGACUCGGUGAAACCCUACAAGCCUGACCAGCCAACCAUUAUCCUGCAGAUCCAGUGGGACAACAGUACCCGCAACGAUUGGAAAACUCCCAACGAGGAUCCCCCUUCAUUGAAGGAGCGUCGAGGUAUGGGCGGUGCCGUAUUUGCAGGAGACACUAUCCGAGCACGAGAAACGUCCGGCUUUGAGCCCAGUCCCAGCCCGCCCAAGUUCCAAGAGAUGUGGUUUCUGGGGAAUACAACCGACGAUAUCAAAUCCGAUAAAAAGGGUGGCGAGGCGACUCCAUUCUACAUCAGUCUGGUUGAUUCUGUUGAGGAGAGUAGCCGCAAAGAGCUGACCAAAAGGCAAGAAUUGGACGUGAAUGUUAGCCUUGCUGAAGUGCUCCCAUCCCCUGAUCUCGACGAGAAUGGCGCAUCCAAACCAGCAGUCCUGCUCCCGCAGCCGGUACAGCAGCCAGUGAGACUCUACGACCGCGGGCUUCCGACCGAGCACUAUGGCUUUUAUACCUACUUCAGACGAACCAUCUUCCUUAAGUCGGUAACGGUUCUUAAUGAUACCAAGGAUGGGGACAUUCCCCUAGACGGGGACGGUGGCUGCCGGGAGACGGAGGCUGAUUUCAUCGUGACUUGGAGUGAGACACGGUUUCUCGUUCAAGUCUGGACACGCACACUGGCUGCCAACACGUCGAAGCUGAUCGAUCCUACUGCGCAAGGCGCCAUCGACGGAUCACCAGAGCUGAUUCAGCCAGGAACAAUGCCCUACCCGGUGACAGUAACGAUGGACACACAUGGAGGAGACCCAGGGAAAAAGUUUGUCUGGGCCUGGCCUAUCGAUGAUAGACAGAAGAUCGAUGAAGAGAACCCUAAGCUACUGGCUAACGACAUAGGGGCUGGUGGCACGUGGAUCAACAAAAGGUCUCGAGGAGACGAAAGAUUUGGCGGCUUCGACGGCGGGACCGGAGGAUGUAAAUGCCAAUGGAUGCGCUCCCUUCUUCUUCAACAUCGCCAUAAGGGAACGCUCCUUGGCUUCAGGUCUCAAAGGCUUCGGUAUCUCACAACCCUCGCCAUAGAGACAUCCUGCGAUGAUACGGGCGUCGCCGUUCUUCGGCAUACACCAGAAUCAACCGAACUCCUAUUCAAUGAGCGCAUAUCUUCUGAUAACCGAGCAUUCAAGGGUAUACACCCAAUCGUAGCGGCCAAGGGCCACAGUGAAGCUUUAGCACCUCUUGUGCGUCGAGCAAUAGACACUCUACCACCUGCUGAAGAUGAUAGCCAGAAAUUCUGUGAUGCUGGUGGCGUGAGAAGGCAAGUUCCGGACUUUGUGUCGGUGACUCGUGGGCCUGGGAUGCGCUCGAACCUAGGAAUCGGCCUGGAUAUGGCAAAGGGGCUGGCUGUUGCUUGGGGUGUCCCCUUGGUAGGCGUCCAUCAUAUGCAGGCUCAUGCGUUGACGCCGCGACUGGCCCGGGCUCUGGGGAUGAGUAUGGGCGAAGAGGACAUGUCCAAAGGGGGACCAGAAUUUCCAUUUCUGUCCCUACUUGUCUCAGGCGGCCACACUCAACUUGUUCACUCAAGAGGCCUGACAGAGCAUUCUAUCGUUGCGACAAGCGGCGAUAUUGCCAUUGGUAAUCUUCUCGACCAAACAGCUCGCGAUAUCCUGCCUCCCGAGGUUUUCGAAGCAAGCGAGCAUGUCAUGUACGGUCGUCUCCUUGAAGCUUUUGCCUUCCCACCAGAAAAUAGCUCAACUUCUGCCUAUGAGGCUGUUUUCACACCACCAGCUUCUCGCUCCGCAGAGAUGUCUCCUCCAUCCACAGGAUAUGAGUGGAACAUCCCCACGCCAUUUCGACAGACUAGAAAACUUGCCUUCUCGUUCAGCAGCAUCUACACACACGUUCACGAUCUCGCAACCUCCUCCCGCCCAUCCAUGUCCUUGCCUGAACGCCGGGCGCUGGCACAGCAUACUAUGAUGGCAGCUUUUACACACCUCGCAGGCAGGUUAUGUAUCGCCCUCGACGAUAAGCCAGAGCUCAGAGCUGCAAAAACAUUAGUUGUAGCGGGCGGAGUUGCGAGCAAUAAAUUCCUCAUGCAUGUCCUGCGGUCUAUGUUGGCUGUAAGGGGCUUUGGUGACAUACAAAUUGUUGCCCCGCCUAUACAGCUCUGUACAGACAACGCAGCCAUGAUCGCUUGGACGGGUAUGGAGAUGUAUCAAGCAGGCUAUGAGUCUGAGUUGACCGUGACGGGCAUUGGAAAAUGGUUCAUGGAUCCUGAAGUUGGGGACGGGAUAUUGGGGGUUGAUGGGUGGGUGACAAGAGACAUCAGGGGCUCAACUCCUGAGAAUCCAUGA
Molecule: messenger RNA, 4365 nt
Organism: Fusarium musae
Lineage: Eukaryota; Fungi; Ascomycota; Sordariomycetes; Hypocreales; Nectriaceae
Exons: 2
Coding region: 1-4365 (1454 amino acids)
Biological process (GO): mitochondrial tRNA threonylcarbamoyladenosine modification
Cellular component (GO): mitochondrion
Source: RefSeq, a predicted model, not a curated record